UGAUUGGCUGGCCGGGCAGGUGGCCGUUACUUGGCGGCAGUUGGCGACGACGCCACCACCAUCAUGUCCGGCAGGGCCCGGCCCAUGGUCAGCUCCAGCUGCCCGCACCUGCCCUCGGCGCCGCGGGCCGGAGCCGCCAGGGCGGAGCGGCCCGUUGAGGAAUCGGAGGAGGAGGGCGAGGGCCGGCGGGCGGAGCGCGGCCGCGGCGACCCCGACAUCGCCAAGUCCCCGCGCGACCUCAAGCGGUACCGGUAUAUCAAAUUGCAAAAUGGCUUGGGUGUGCUGUUGAUUUCGGACAUAACUAGCUUGGAUGGUGUUACUUCUGAGGAGUCUUCAGAAGAGGAAGAUGAAACUGAUACUGAAAGUGAUGAUGAUGAUGAUGAUUCAGGAGCAGAAAUUGAAGAUGACGAAGAAAGUUAUGGUGAUGAGGAUGAUGACAAUGGUGAUGAUAAUGAUGAGAAGCUCAAUGAUUCUGAUGACACAGAAAUGGAAGAACUAACAGGAAAAGAAGAUACAGAGAAAAAUGGUAUGGAAAAACUGUCUGCAGCUGCUCUUUGUGUUGGUGUGGGCAGUUUCUGUGACCCUGAAGAUCUACCUGGGUUGGCACACUUUCUGGAGCACAUGGUAUUUAUGGGCAGUUUAAAGUAUCCAGAUGAGAAUGGGUUUGACGCCUUCGUGAAGGAACAUGGGGGCAGCGACAACGCUUCUACUGACUGUGAACGGACAGUCUUCCACUUUGAUAUCCAGCAGAAAUACUUUAAAGAAGCACUUGAUAGGUGGGCACAGUUCUUCAUUCAUCCAUUAAUGGUCUGGGAUGCAAUUGAUCGUGAAGUUGAAGCAGUUGACAGUGAGUAUCAGCUAGCAAAAUCCUCUGAUGCAAACAGGAGGGAGCUGCUGCUCGGAAGCCUGGCCAAACCUGGGCAUCCAAUGAGGAAGUUUUUCUGGGGUAAUGCAGAGACCCUAAAGCAUGAGCCUAAAAAUAGGAGUAUUGAUAUCUACACCAGGCUGAAGGACUUUUGGCAUCUCUAUUACUCUGCACACUAUAUGAAUUUAGUAGUUCAAUCUAAAGAAACCUUGGACACACUGGAGAAGUGGGUGAUGGAAAUCUUUUCAAAGAUUCCAAAUAAUGGUUUGCCCAAACCAAGCUUUGGCCAUCUGACACAGCCUUUUGACACACCAGAAUUUCACAAGCUUUAUAGAGUUGUUCCAGUCAGAAAAGUUCAUUCUUUGGACAUUGCGUGGGCACUGCCUCCUCAGCAGAGACAUUACAGGGUGAAGCCACUUCACUAUAUAUCUUGGCUGGUAGGACAUGAAGGCAAAGGCAGUAUUCUUUCCUUCCUUAGGAAAAAGUUUUGGGCUCUUACAUUACAUGGAGGAAAUAGUGAGACAGGAUUUGAACAGAACUCCACCGGCUCUAUAUUCAGCAUUUCUGUUACUUUGACUGAAGAAGGUUAUGAAUAUUUCUAUGAGAUUGCACAUGUUAUAUUUCAGUAUCUGAAAAUGCUUCAGAAAAGAGGACCAGAUAAAAGAAUUUGGGAAGAGAUUCAGAAGAUUGAAGAUAACGAAUUUCGUUUCCAGGAUCAGACUGAUACAGUUGAUUUUGUUGAAAGUCUUUGUGAAAAUAUGCAGCACUUUCAUAAGGAGGACUUUUUGAUAGGAAAUAACCUUCUCUUGGACUAUAAACCUGAAAUCAUUGCUGAUGCCCUUAACCAGCUCUGCCCUCUGAGAGCCAACCUUUUUCUGUUGUCUGCUGCCCAUGAGGAAAAAUGCCAUCUAAAGGAGAGGUGGUUUGACACACAGUACAGCGUUGAAGAUAUUGACAAAUACUGGAGUGAUCUAUGGGCUAGUGACUUUGAGUUAAAUCAGGACUUGCACCUUCCAGAAGAAAAUAAAUAUAUAGCCAGUGACUUUACUCUGAAGGCACCUGAUUACUCUGAGACGCAGCAUCCAGUCAAAAUUCUGAAUACACAGCUAGGCUGUUUGUGGUACAAGAAGGACAACAAAUUCAAAAUCCCUAAAGCUUAUGUACGUUUCCAUCUGAUCUCUCCACUGAUACAACAGUGUUCAAAGAGUGUGGUGCUUUUUGAGAUAUUUGUAAACAUCUUCUCUCAUAACCUUGCUGAACCAGCAUAUGAAGCUGAUGUGGCUCAACUGGAAUACAAGCUGGUACCUGGAGAGCAUGGUUUGAUCAUUCGAGUGAAAGGAUUUAAUCAUAAACUACCUCUGCUCUUUCAGCUUAUCAUUGACCACUUGUCUGACUUCAAUUUUACACCAGCAACUUUUGAGAUGAUAACAGAGCAGCUGAAGAAGACUUAUUUUAAUAUUCUCAUAACACCAGAGAUGCUAGCCAAGGAUGUGCGUCUCUUCAUUUUGGAACACGGCCGGUGGUCCAUAAUAGAUAAAUACCAAAGACUGAUGAAAGGCGUUUCUGUUGAGUCUCUAUCAGCUUUCAUUAAGGCUUUCAAAUCACAUCUCUUUGUGGAGGGGCUAGCACAAGGAAACUUAACUGGCAGAAAGUCAAAGGACUUCCUGAAUUACGUUGUUCAAAAGCUGCAGUUCGUUCCCCUCGCACACCCGUGCCCUGUCCAGUUCCGGGUGGUGGACCUGCCAAACACGCACCUGCUCUGUAAGGUGAAAGCCUUUAACAAAGGUGAUGCCAACUCAGAAGUGACAGUCUACUAUCAGUCUGGGGCUAGGAGUUUAAGAGAAUACGCCCUUAUGGAGUUGCUUGUGAUGCACAUGGAAGAGCCUUGCUUCAACUUCCUGCGAACCAAGCAAACCCUUGGCUACCAUGUAUACCCUGCCUGUAGAAAUACUUCUGGGAUCCUUGGGUUCUCUGUUACUGUAGCAACACAAGCUACAAAGAACAACACUGAAUUAGUUGACAAGAAAAUAGAAGAAUUUCUUGUGUGCUUUGAGGAAAAACUCAAGAUUUUAACUACAGAAGCAUUCAGUGCUCAGGUCAGUGUUCUAAUAAAUAUUAAAGAAUGUGAGGAUUCCUAUCUUGGGGAAGAGGUGGACAGAAACUGGAAUGAAAUAGUGACACAGCAGUAUUUUUUUGACAGACUUGCCCACGAGAUUGAGGCACUAAAAUCAUUUACCAAAGCAGACCUGGUUGACUGGUUCAGAGCUCACAGAGGCCAUGAGAAGAAGGCACUCAGUCUCCAUGUGGUUGGUUUUGGUAAACAAGAAGGGGACUCGGAUAUUAUAGCUGCCUCAGAUGCUCAGCAGUGCUACCUUGGAGAUAUGCCUCAAUUCAUUUUUUUACCCCCUUCUUCUCAUAUGAAGAAUACAGCUUCCAUCAGAGAUAUUAGAGAUUUCACACUAACCCUUAAUCUCCUCCCUUACCAUAAGAUAUUAAAAUAAAUUUCAGUUGUUUUCCUCUGUAUUAAAGUGCAUUUUUAAUCAUUGUCAACCUGUGAACAUUAUGAACCGUUUAGCCUCACUAAAUGAAUACGUAUUGUCAGCAGGACUGGGUAAGUUAAUUCCUUAUUUUCUUUCAGAUUUGUAGUAAAUUAUCUUGAUACUGUACUCCCUGCCCCCCUCUGAAACCUGGAACAAGUUUAUUUUUAGUAGCUGUUAAUGGAAAACAUUCUUUGCCCAAAAUAAUUGACCGUUUUUACCAUCCUUCAGGUCAUUUCCUUUCCUUGGAUUUUAUGUUCAUUUUUUUUUGUAUUCAGCUCAACAUACUAUGUCAAUUUGAAACAAUAGUAAUCUGCUCUUUAUAUUUCAGACAUAUUAUGUCAGGGCCCAUGUGUCAUGCUUCAUUACCCUACAGAGGGGCAUGGGAGAAUCUCAGAGAAAUAGUGCAUCAUGGCAGCACACUUCCUGUAUGUAGAAUGUGCCUCAAAUGACAUUCUAGGGCUCAUGUACACGCCACAAUUUUUGCCUUUUCAUGUGCUACAACUGUGUGUCUGUUUGCGUGAGCGGGAUUUCCAAUGUGCUAAAGUUUUUCUUAUUCAUUAAACUAAAACUCCUUGGACGUAGUUUAGUCUGGCUCGCUGGGAAUUAAAGCAUCGCGUCCAUGGAUUUGUUGCGUGCAAGCACAAAAGCACUCAAAGACAUGUAAUGAGCCUCUUUGUUCACCAGAUGGCGCUGCAACUUUUUUGUAGUUCACCCCUUUGCAUUGCUUUUGCUUUCAAAUUGCUUCCAUUUUUUUUUCCUUGUGUGGCUUGCCAGCUCCCUACUUCCAGAGC
Molecule: messenger RNA, 4196 nt
Organism: Alligator mississippiensis (American alligator)
Lineage: Eukaryota; Metazoa; Chordata; Crocodylia; Alligatoridae
Product: nardilysin
Exons: 31
Coding region: 64-3366 (1100 amino acids)
Biological process (GO): proteolysis
Molecular function (GO): metal ion binding; metalloendopeptidase activity
Source: RefSeq, a predicted model, not a curated record